This is a messenger RNA of Porites lobata, 1503 nucleotides long. The record is from the annotation of a GenBank genome assembly. NCBI's taxonomy places the organism in Eukaryota, Metazoa, Cnidaria, Anthozoa, Scleractinia, Poritidae.
AUGACGCUGUUCCUUGGGCGAAUUCGUUUGCAGGUAUAAUUUACCAGAUCAGCUAUGGCUUUACUUUUAUAGAACUGGCUCAUGGAUCUGCUUACAAACCAUGAUCAACUUAGCUUUUGGGCCUUGAAUUCUAUGGGAAGCGAAUAUUGUAAAUGGCCUGUGGACCCUGGACCCUGGACCCUGGACCCUGGACCCUGGACCCUGGACCCUGGACUCCUUCUACGAAAAAAAAAAAAAUUCCCAUCCUAAAGAAAUCCUAGGACACCCUCUCCAUCCAAAGCAAAUGAGGACCCCUAAAAACAAAGAGAAAUGAGAUAAUUAAACAAAGAGGAGAACUGGCCUUUGUAAGGCACAUUCAAUUUCAGUGGCCAAACCCGGAGAAAAGAAUAUGACCUGGCUGCAUGAAAAUGUCGCCAGAUCACAUCAACACCCUCCUGUACCCUCCGUUAAGGCUCUUUUUGUUUGUUUUUUCAUUGGCAACAGGUUAAAAGCAUAUGCAAGUCGAAUUGUGGACUUUGUAAGGUAGAGAAAUGCAGAAAAAGGGGUCAGUUUUUUAAAAGGCUGGACAAACAUCUUGCAAGGGUCCAUCCAGAAAUAACAGAGCGCCAGCACAACAACCUUCCUCAAGUCCCUUACAAAGAAGCCUCCCACAUGCAAUAUCGCGUAAAAGAGCAGUGCGGUCUUUGUGGGAAGACUUUGUUACUUCGGCCACAUCUUAAGACCCAUAAGAUAAAAACGUGGGAUGAAUACAUUUCAAAACUGAAAGAAAUUCCUAGGAAGCAAGAUCAAGGAAGCCCGUUAUUAACGAGAAAGGAGACGCCUUCUGCAGGACUUAAUUCACUUCUCAGGCAAAUAAGUGCGACGACCACCAGCACAGCCAAGUGUUCAGAAUCCACUGCUGACUCAUAUACUAACGUCGAUCAAGAGCAGGAACAAAGUACGACGACCACCAACACUGCGAACUGUUCAACAUCCACUGCUGAUUCCCAUGAAGCAAAAAGCAGGGAACAAGAAGCAGAGAGUGGUUCCCCAGCAGACCCUCUGAUUCUAAAGGUGAAUUUCACCGAGGAAGAGUAUUUGCGCUUUUGUGUACACAAUACAAAUUCGUAUAUGGUCCUGGCGACCCACCAUGCGAUCGUAAAUGGGAAAAGUGACCCAUCUCUAGUACUUAAUCACUUGAGCAAAACCAAGCUGACGAUUGAUCACUGCAAAUAUAUUGUAGACAUGAACCUUAUACCAACAUUGUAUGGUUUUUAUAGAUUUGCCAGCUAUUACCCCUAUCCCAAAGGAAAAUGUAUAUCCUGCACUGCUAUCUCCUGCGAAUGCGGUAAGCUACCAAGGCCAUUUUAUUUGUUUUGUCGCCGCGCAUGCAACGCGGUCUUUAAUUGUACCAAAUGCAAAACCUGGGCAAGUGGGUACCACAUAUGUGAAGACUUCUUUUGGUGCGAGGUAUGCAGCAAUGCUGCAAAAAAUUGGCCGCUGCAAAUGGAAUUUUUCCCGUAG